UGUGGUUCUGUAUAAAAAAAAUGUAAUAAUGUCACAGCGCUAAGUUUGUUAAAUUUUUAGUAAAAUUAAUUAUUAAUCUAAUCAAAAUGUACAAAGGUUUUUCACGAAUAUGGAACGUUUACUGUUUAGAUAGACUACAACCGUGUGUCACGCCAUUUGCCACAAAUGUAUUUAAUUCUCAGAAGGGCAAAGUGGGAAGUAUAGGUUAUGUUUUUAAGAGGACCAAAAAACAUGAUAAUAAAGGCAACCCGUCAGCACUAUUCGUUCCUGUACCAGUUAAACCGAAUCCUGAUGACAUAAAUGUAGGCGAAGAAUUAACAGGAAGGCUCAAAAAGCAAGAUUUAUUAAAAAUUUUGAACAAGUUUUAUCAGAAGCCUGAGGUUAGAGUUUUAGCAGCAGAAAAUGGUUUGGAUGAGCAGUUAUUGCAUCAAUCGUUUUUAUCCUUUAGAAGGCAUUGCUUGGAACACGAUUUGCCUCCCGAUUUACAUAUUACAAUAAGUGAUAUAUUAGUAGGUGCUGGUCAUGUUGAUGACUUAUUUCCAUAUUUUCUUAGACAUGCUAGACUUGCAUUCCCACAUCUUGACUGUUUAGAUGACCUUAAAAAGAUAUCUGACUUGAGAACUCCAGCUAGUUGGUAUCCCCAAGCUCGUAAUAUUAAUAGGAAAAUAAUAUUUCAUGCUGGCCCCACAAACUCAGGGAAAACCUAUCAUGCGAUGGAGAGGUAUCUCACGUCAAAGUCUGGUGUUUAUUGUGGACCACUUAAAUUAUUAGCUACUGAAAUAUAUCACAAGUCCAAUUCUAAGGGCACGCCAUGUGAUUUAAUCACGGGUGAAGAAAGAAGGCAUGCAUCCCAAUACAAUACACUAGUAGAUAAUAAUGAAGAGACUGACACAGCACAAGAGAAGGAGUCAUAUCUAAUAGAUGAACCAGAACUGACUCCCUCCAGACAUGUGGCGUGCACUGUUGAGAUGACGUCACUUAAUGAAAUGUAUGAAGUGGCAAUUGUUGAUGAAAUACAGAUGAUUGGUGAUAGAGGCAGAGGUUGGGCUUGGACGAGAGCUGUUUUAGGUUUACAAGCAGAGGAAUUACAUUUAUGUGGCGAAGCAGGUGCGAUAAAUUUAAUAGAAGAAAUAUGUAACACUACUGGAGAAGAAAUUGAGGUGAGAUCAUACAAAAGGCUAACAGAGUUGAAAGUGGAAGACGCCGCGCUGGGCUCGUUGGACCGCGUGCGGGAGGGCGAUUGUAUAGUCUGUUUCAAUAAGAACGACAUUUACAGUGUAAGUCGAGCUAUCGAACAGAGGGGUCAUGAAGUGGCUGUGAUAUAUGGAAGCUUGCCACCUGGCACGAAAUUAGCGCAAGCCAACAAAUUCAACGACCCAGAGAGCUCUUGCAAAGUUAUGGUGGCCACUGACGCUAUAGGACUUGGUAUCAACUUGAGUAUACGAAGGAUAAUAUUUUAUUCGCUCAUAAAGCCAGUGGUGAACGAGGAUGGCGACAAAGAGAUGGACGUUAUAAGCAUAUCGCAGGCGUUGCAGAUUGCGGGUCGUGCUGGUAGAUACGGUAGCGUUUGGGAGACAGGCUACGUCACCACGUACAAGCCAGAGGACCUUGCGACGCUGAAGAUGUUGCUGGCGCAGCCCCCGGACCCCAUAGCGCAGGCCGGCCUGCACCCCACCGCCGAGCAGAUGGAGCUCUACGCCUACCACCUGCCACACGCCACGCUCAGCAGCUUGAUGGAUAUAUUCGUCCACCUGUGCACAGUGGACGACUCCCUAUACUUCAUGUGCAACACGGAAGGUUUCAAGUUCCUGGCCGAGAUGAUCCAACACGUGCCGCUGCCGUUGCGGGCACGGUACGUGUUCUGUUGCGCGCCCAUCAACAACAAGCUGCCGUUCGUUUGCGCCACUUUUCUUAAGAUGGUCCGCCAGUACAGCCGCAACGAGCCGAUCACUCGCAACUGGAUGAGCAACGCAGUGGACUGGCCGCUGCCGCCGCCCAAGACCAUCAUGGACCUCAUACACUUGGAGGCUGUGUUUGACGUCAUGGAGCUCUACUUGUGGCUCAGCUACAGAUUCCCAGACAUGUUCCCCGAUGUGAAACUUGUACGAGAAAUGGAAGUUGGUUUAGAUGCUAUAAUUCAACAAGGAAUAUUCCAAAUCACUAGGUUACUAAGGAAUUCGGAGCAAGUCUUACGCAGCGAUCCGGAAAUGACUGAACUGGGCAGAAAUAGGUUAGGGAAACUUCACACGCAAUCCAGAGAUGAUGAGCCAAAGGGAAAACUUUCAGAAAUGCUUGUUGCCAAGGGAUUAAUAACUCCACAAAUGCUGAAAAAGUUACAACAAGAACUCGCCGUGGAGAAAACAGACAAAAAAACAAAAGGGAGUAGACAUAGAAGGAAAUAAUAGUUAUUGUUGAAUAAUAGAUAAAAGAUGUAUUUUUGUGUUCGUUUGGUGUAUGUUCAAGAGUGAAUGUGUAAUAAAGUGUAUCAGUGAAUAGUUA
Messenger RNA from Bicyclus anynana (squinting bush brown), 2499 nucleotides. RefSeq names its product ATP-dependent RNA helicase SUV3 homolog, mitochondrial (gene Suv3). NCBI's taxonomy places the organism in Eukaryota, Metazoa, Arthropoda, Insecta, Lepidoptera, Nymphalidae. Gene Ontology annotation, cellular component: mitochondrial degradosome. Gene Ontology annotation, molecular function: hydrolase activity, acting on acid anhydrides; ATP binding; RNA helicase activity. The transcript is spliced from 15 exons. The record is from RefSeq and is a predicted model, not a curated record. Gene Ontology annotation, biological process: RNA catabolic process; mitochondrial RNA 3'-end processing. The coding region runs from base 87 to 2402 and encodes 771 amino acids.